AUGGCACCUUUUGGUAGAUUCACUACUGAAAUUUUGAUGGCAGUGAUGAUCGUGAGUAUGUUUUGUGUGACCAACAUUGUGGCACAGGAUUCAGAGAUUGCUCCUACAGGGCAAUUGGAGGCUGGAGCUGGAUUUGCUUUGCCUGUUUCUGAGGUGAUCAUGUGUUCUUCUGUGCUGGCAUCUCUUGUGGCAUUCAUGUUGCAUGAUCCCAAUGUAACAUUGCACAAAUUGAUGAAUUGGCUAACACUGGUUAACACAGCAGCACAAAGCUACCCUUUCUUUCAACUGUUAAACAUUGAAAAGAAAGAGUGA
Sphenostylis stenocarpa is the source of this 312-nucleotide messenger RNA. The record is from the annotation of a GenBank genome assembly. Lineage: Eukaryota; Viridiplantae; Streptophyta; Magnoliopsida; Fabales; Fabaceae.